Messenger RNA from Ostrea edulis (European flat oyster), 3031 nucleotides. RefSeq names its product probable G-protein coupled receptor CG31760. Gene Ontology annotation, molecular function: G protein-coupled receptor activity. NCBI's taxonomy places the organism in Eukaryota, Metazoa, Mollusca, Bivalvia, Ostreida, Ostreidae. Gene Ontology annotation, biological process: G protein-coupled receptor signaling pathway. The record is from RefSeq and is a predicted model, not a curated record. Gene Ontology annotation, cellular component: membrane. The coding region runs from base 1 to 1965 and encodes 654 amino acids. The transcript has 12 exons.
AUGGCGCUGACGGAGUUUCUCGUCUAUUGUCUGUUGCUGCAUACUUUGGAAAUUUAUAUUCUAGCCAAUUCCUUUCCAGGACAGACAGCUCGUCAGGCCCUUGAUUACGUGGCCUAUGUGGAGAAACUUGACAACUGCAGUUUGGGAACUGGCGAAUCGCUGGACUUGUUGUAUGAUCACAGCGUCUGGGAUCUGUAUGCUCUCACUGCGGUCCGAUUGGCCAACUUUAUUUCCAAAAUAAUCACCAGUAACAACAACAGCAUGUCCUCCCUCUCCGAUGAAGUCCUGUUCGCUCUGGUACGGAACAAUGUCCAUCUUAAGUCUGUCAUAUUCGGUUCCGGGAUCCCGUUUGAGCCUCACGAGUCCUUGCGGUAUCCCUUGUUUUGUCCGUAUGCAUUCAGAGACGAAAACAAGACCGUCGUUCUCUCGAAGGACCUCGCUGUUGAAUACAACUAUACAGAUCCGAAAACGGAGUACUACCAAGUGCUCAGGUAUAAGGACUUUAGUAACAUCUCCAUGGAGACAGAUACAGUUUAUUUCAGAUCUGACGACUCUCUUCUUCCAGCUGUUGAGAUCCUGCAGCCUGUGGCGGAUCUAGCGGACGGUCACUGGACGAAACCUUAUUUCGACUGUGGAGGGGGGAACAUUUGGAUGGUGACCUACUCGUCCCCGAUAUUUGCACUGGAACAGGACAAAAAGUCUGUCAUUUUCAGAGGCGUGGCGACUAUUGAUAUAGAACUGACCAAUAUAGAUAUAAACCAGUGCGAUGUCGACAGAGCCGUAAAUCUGAGUGGGACAUUCGAUAUCUUCAGAGGGACUCACUUAUGCGAGCCAUCGACAGAGUGUGUUUUUACAUCCGGUCACGGGUUUCGUCGGGGAUCAUACAUUUGUACAUGCGCCAAGGGAUAUUUCUUCCCAGACACCUCCGCCAAACAUAAAUUCUUUAAAGGAUACGAUAUCGAAGAUGACUUCACUAGCGGCAACAUUACUUCAACAUAUCAGUAUAGGUGUACUCCUUGCGCAUCCGGAUGUGACGUCUGCACAGAUUCAUCACCGUGUCUUUUCAAAAGGAACAUUUUCAUUCGGACGCCUUUUCUUAUUCUGACGAUUAUUACAAUAAUCCUGAUUUUGAUAGCAUCGGGAUUUGUAUUCCGUUUGAAGGAAAGUAAGAUCAUUAAGAGUGGGAGUCCAAUAUUCCUAUUGCUGAUGUGCGCUGGUGGUGUACUGAUAUGUCUGCAGAUGUUCGUCACAUUUCCCGAAGCUAACGACUUCUUGUGCAUGGUAUCGCCUUGGCCAUACCAUUUAGGAUUUGUUUUAAUGUUUGGAGCUCUCCUUUUGAAAACAUGGAGAAUAUCAAUAAUAUUCCGGGUAGGACAGGUGAGAAGAGUCCAUUUACCUGACAAGACUUUGUUACGUCGCAUGGCUAUGAUGCUAGCUACCUCGUCUGGAUAUCUGAUAGCAUGGACCGCAGCUAAUGACGAACAUUCAGAAAUCCGACAAACUUCAUCGGGCCUGAAAUUCGUAAUGUGCUCAAAUAAUCUUUGGCAAUAUUCAUCAUAUGGAAUGGAAAUUCUCGUGCUGCUGUUCGGAGUAUAUCUAUGUUUUACGGUACGCAAAGCCCCGGCGUCCUUUAACGAAAGUAGACACAUUUCAUGGGCACUGUACAACGCUAUCAUCCUCAGCAGUUUUAUCCUGCUGAUCAAACAUUUUAUUGCUGAAUCAGGCGGUCCAGAUUUGAUCUAUUUCUUGACCUUUCUGAAUUGUCAAGUUAUCGUCACCAUGACGAUGGUGCUGAUAUUUGUUCCCAAGAUUCAUGCUGUUUACAUGAAAGUUGAAGUGAAACGACGAAAUGACUUGCCAGCAAUUACUGGUAAACUCGAGAGCUAUACUGUCAACGCCCAAUAUCAAUCGAAAAGCGUGCAGACAACUAUUGGUGGAGAAGACCUGGAGAGAAUUGGCUAUUGAGAGAGGAAAACUCAACGUCUGUGGAUGUAUCUUUAACUGGAAAAUACAAAUUCUCCAUGGAUUAUAUAUGUCAAAGCAGUUUCGGAUAGGAUUUAAAAAAGCUACAACUCAACUCGGAGUAUAUGUAUACCUCGGCGAUUCACAUAGAAAUGAGUGCCGAACUUCACAUGACAAGGAGUGCUGAACUUCACAUGACAAUGAAUGUUGAACUUCACAUGACAAUGAAUGUUGAACUUAACAAUGAAUGUUCAACUUUGCAUAACAAUGAGUGUUGAACUUAACAAUGAAUGUUGAACUUUGCAUAUGAAUUUUGAACUUCACCACAUAACAAUGAAUGUUGAACUUCACAUAACAAUGGAUGUUGAACUUCACAUAACAAUGAAUUUUGAACUUCACUUAAAAAAUAAGAUAUCAUUUUUUAAUGUUACUGGGAUAUGGCAUGAAUUUGGUCACGUGAUCAAAUCCUAUAACGCCCGAAGGGCAUAAGUAAGGAGCCAGGUGAAAGUACAGGAACUGACUUUUGAAGCGUUGAUUGUAUUCAUACGCAAGAACAAACUGAUCACGUGACCACAUUCAUGUUACACGAAAUUGAACAUUGAUUUCAUUAGUACUGUCAUAUAUAGAAGUGCAUUGGCAAAUGUAAAUAUAUAACAAUGAAUGUUGAACUUCACAUAACAACGAAUGUUGAACUUUGCAUUACAAUGAAUUUUGAACUUCACAUAACAACGAAUGUUGAACUUUGCAUUACAAUGAAUUUUGAACUUCACAUAACAAUGAGUGUUGAACUUAACAAUGUAUGUUAAAAUUUACAUGACAAUGAAUGUUGAACUUCACAUGACAAUGAAUGUUGAAAUUUACAUGAGAAUGAAUGUUGAAUUAACAAUGAAUGUUGAACUUUACAUAACAAUGAACGUUGAAGUAGCAUAAUGAAUUUUGAACUUCACAUAACAAUGAAUGUUGAACUAGCAAACAAUGAAUUUUGGACUUCACAUAACGAUGAAUGUUGAACUUCACAUAACAAUUGCUAUUGAAAUUUUGUUUUUGGCAAUAAAUUGAUUAUGCACUU